AUGAUCAACCCUACCUAUCUGGCUCAAAGGACGCGCUCGUCCGUCAACUGGAACGAUGCCCAGAAGAGAGUCUUGAAGUCCUACCGCGAGUGGGUUCGCGCCGCUCCCGAGAUCCAACAGAUGUACUCGCUCAACAUGCCCGUUUCGGCCAUCCGCACAAAGAUGAGACAGGAGUUUGAAAGACACCGCUACGUCCAGCAACUGAAGACUGAAACACUCAACUUCUGGAAGCAACUCACCCACGUGCUCAAGUACUUCCGCGCAGAGGAGGACCCCAAGGCUGCUCUCCCGAAGAACUUUAUCCAAGGUUUCCUCGAGGGACGCAACUAG
Aureobasidium subglaciale EXF-2481 is the source of this 330-nucleotide messenger RNA. RefSeq lists its product as uncharacterized. Gene Ontology annotation, biological process: response to oxidative stress. The transcript is spliced from 5 exons. The record is from RefSeq and is a predicted model, not a curated record. Bases 1 to 330 code for a protein of 109 amino acids. NCBI's taxonomy places the organism in Eukaryota, Fungi, Ascomycota, Dothideomycetes, Dothideales, Saccotheciaceae.